AUGCACCUGUCUAUGUUCUUGUGCCUGUUAUUCUUUUGUGAAAUUGUACCAACACAGUUACAAAUAUAUCAAUCACAAGCAGAGAUGACACAUUUGGAAGGCACAGAAUUUCUACCGGCUAAUUCAUUUGAAUUGCUUGCUACGUAUACACAGACUAAAACAUUAAUAAAAUGUAUCAGCUAUUGUACUUCAAGUGUCUCAUGUCGUACAUUUGACUAUGAUUUAACACCACCGUUUAGAUGCAGACUAUUCCAAAGUUUACAAAAUACCGAUCAAAUUAUACGGUCAUUACCAACGUCAAAAGUGGGUAGUUUAGUAUAUGGUCCUGAAUUAUUUUUAGAAUACAACAGAACAUGUACUGGUCAGUAUUCGCCAAAUCGAUAUUUGGCAUGUGUCGACGGUACCUAUCAAUGUCCUCCAGUCACAUUCUGGAAUGGUACGAUUUGCAUGAAUCAACUGUAUAAUGGGUCGUGGUGUGCCACGAGUAAUUGGUGUAGAACAGACUUAAGUUUAAGAUGUUUAAAUAAUACAUGCAGUGUUUAUAAUACACCAUCAACACUAAGUACGUAAUCUUUAAUAUAUGAGCUAUUUAUAACUAUGAAAAUUUUUGUAAGUAAGAAUCAUGAAAGGGGCGUGGCGUCAUCAAGUUUUGUCUCGAAUGGAAACAUUUAAAGAAAUACAGUCAGCUGGUGAGAAAACAGAAAGUUCCUUCCUGUUUCCAAGCCAGACCUAUGACUUACUACACUCACUACUAGAAAAUAGUCCUUUUAGCACCAGUUUCUAACUUUAUGCGUAAAGGAUAUGUAUUUGCAUCAUAUGACCAUCUUCAUUCUAUGCUGCACUUAAGAGCCAUCUGACAUAAACGACGCCUGAGUUACGUAGAACACUGCUCAAACUUUGUCACAGCCCUAGUGAAUGUACUCAAGUGUGAGUACUCAAAAAGUACUCUGAUAGAAAAAUCGGACGAGUACUCAUACGUACUCAUACAUUUUUUUACUCAAUGAGUACUCACCUGAGUACUCAUGAGUGAGUAACAAGUACUCUGAGUACGACUUUGAGUACUCAUGCUUGGGUAUUGUUGAGUACU
This is a messenger RNA of Didymodactylos carnosus, 1087 nucleotides long. NCBI's taxonomy places the organism in Eukaryota, Metazoa, Rotifera, Eurotatoria, Philodinida, Philodinidae. The record is from the annotation of a GenBank genome assembly.